Molecule: messenger RNA, 8547 nt
Organism: Notothenia coriiceps (black rockcod)
Lineage: Eukaryota; Metazoa; Chordata; Actinopteri; Perciformes; Nototheniidae
Gene: pcloa
Product: piccolo presynaptic cytomatrix protein a
Exons: 12
Biological process (GO): protein localization to synapse; presynaptic active zone assembly
Cellular component (GO): axon; GABA-ergic synapse; glutamatergic synapse
Molecular function (GO): structural constituent of presynaptic active zone; protein binding
Source: RefSeq, a predicted model, not a curated record
AUGGAUUUUCAGGAGGAGAUGAUGAAAGAAUGGCUCUGCCUCAACUGCCAGACACAGAGAGCCAUGUCUGGCCAGCUGGGAGACGUGCCACCUCCAAACAUGGCUUCCCCAAAGAAGCAAACACCUGCUCCUGCUCCCUCCUCCACCCCUGCCCCUGCUGCUGUAGAUAGGAAACCUGUAGUAGAAGCAGCAGACCUAACCCCACCAGCUCCUGAUACCAAGGUAAAAACAUUGGAGACCUUGAAAGAGCCUGCAGGGAAGGAUAUGGUUGCAAUGGAUAGCAGUCCCACCAGCCCAUCAGACCUAGCUAAGCUGGAAAGCUCAGUCCUUCCAAUUCUUGAGGCAAAGGCAACCACGCAACAAAAUGAUGAUGAUGAGGAGGAGAAACUAACAGACACUUUAAAGUCCAGACGUAGAUUAGAGGUGCUUCCUCUCUCACUAGACUCCCCAAGCUCAGAAGAUGACAGAGAACUUUCUGAUAAGAAUGCCAAAGGCUCCACAAAGAAAAAGCUUCUUGUGCCCAUGGAUGUCAGGACAGAUUCGCUGGAUGAUAGCAGUGAAAGCUUUGGGAAGGAGAGCCCAAUGUCUGGGGAUGAUGAGGACUUUAUUCGAAAACAGAUCAUCGAAAUGAGUGAGAAUGAAGAUGCUUCCCCGUCUGAUGAGGAAAACCUGAUCCAGCGUAAGAUCAGAGAUCAUGAGAAGAAACAAAUGGAGAAGAAGACAACAGAGGCAGUAGAGCGGAGUUCAUCAGGAAAAAACCGAAGACUUACCAAGAAAAGCACAAUAAGUCCAGAUGAUGAAGAAGAUAAACAACUCCAUGGCUCGUUGGAUAAACCUGAUAUAGACAAAGAGGUGGGACAAGAACAAAAAGAGUCUCAGAGUGGUACUGGAGUUCGCCAAUUCCAAACUAUGGAGCUGAAUUCUACCAGCAGCCCAAUACGCAUACCUAACGAUGGAGAGCCUGAAAUGGAAAGCCUUACAGACUCUCCUGAUGAUCGAUCUAGAGGUGAAGGGUCGUCCAGUCUACAUGCUUCCAGCUUCACUCCUGGGACAUCCCCAACAUCCAUUUCAUCACUGGAUGAAGACAGUGACAGUAGUCCAAGCCAUAUCCGUUCUGGUGAGGGUAAACAACACAGGAAAGCCAAACACAGACAACCUGGUCAAGUGCUGCCAACUAUCGAAGACUCUUCUGAGGAAGAAGAGUUACGAGAAGAAGAGGAGCUACUCAGAGAGCAAGAAAAGCAGAAGGGCUCUGGGAAGAAAUCUAAGAAAGACAAGGAAGAGAUUCGUGCCCAGAGGAGGCGAGAGCGUCCAAAGACGCCACCAAGCAACCUUUCCCCCAUUGAAGAUGCCUCACCAACAGAAGAACUGAGGCAAGAGGCUGAGAUGGAGGAAAUCAGGCGAUCAUCUUGCUCAGAUUUCUCCCCCAGUAUUGAAUCAGACUCUGAAGGAUUUGAAAUCCACCCCUCAAAGAUUGCAGCAGUUCAGAAAACCUAUCAACUGCCUCUAUCAGUAUCUCUUCACUCCCCUUCAGAUGAUAAAUCGAAGAACAAAUCUCUCAAAUCUGCUGAUGAGGCUUACGAGGAAAUAAUGCUAAGGGCGAAGUCUCCAACACUUGAGCAAGGUGAGAUUCAACCCGGAAAAGAGUCCAUUUAUGGAGGCAUGCUUAUAGAAGACUACGCUUAUGAUUCACUUAUUGACAAUCCAACAACUGACCUUAGGGAGCCAGAAAAGAUUGCUGUUCCUUCUCAGCCCAAACCACUGAGAUCACCAGAUGAAGUUUAUGAAGACAUGAUUAAAAAGAGGCAGGAAUUCAUGAAGCUGGAGCAAGAAUAUGAAAAAAUUCAGCCUAAAAAGGAAAACACUUAUCCAGAAAUUGUGUUGCAACCUGCUGAGAAUACAUUCUCCAAAAGCAGCGAAGUAACCUUAGGCGCAGAUGGGAAGCCAUUGUUGGAUGCUGAAACUGCCUAUGAAGAGCUAAUGAAAAAAGUGCUGACUCCUGGAACAAGUCCAACUCAGCAGGAUCCAGAAGUGGAAGCCACUGCUUAUAGAAAGGCACUCCAUCCCAUUCCAGACUUAAGGGUGACGCAAUGCUCUUCAGGAGAAUUGUCUUCUGAUGACGAGAGUAUGAUAAAAAAGGAAAAAGGUACAACUGCAGUAUCAGGCACAACAUCAGCUAUGGAAACUGACCCUGUAACAGUGUCCGAGUGGCCCCAAUCAUCCACAUCAGAUCAACAACCUCAAACCACAAUUGCUGAAUUACAGGAUGAUGUUGUUGACUUAUCCAGUGCACUCCCAAAAACAUCAGCCACUGUAAUUGCCAGUGUUUCACCCCUGCCCACAGUCCCACAGUACACACCGAGUAUUCCUAGCGUAGUCUCUACUGCCCCACCUCUACCCCCUAAGCCAAGUGUCCUGUGUAGGGCUAAUUCUCAGGAAAAAGCAGAAGUACCUGUUCCACCACCACUGCCUCCUCCAACUCCACCAAAACCUACAGUUUUUCCAAGGAAAGCCCCAGUUCCACUUCCACCUCAGGCUUCAGCAACUCCAAUGAGGCCAGAGAUAGGGGCAGUGACUGCAGCCCAAGGACCUCCUACAAGACAAGCAGUGACACCAAUGUACAAGCCUCAUGUUCCUCCCCCUGUUGCCCCAAAGCCAUCCAUUCAUUCACCAGGACAUUGUGUCAAACCACCAAUUGCACCAAAGCCUGGCUCCCAGCCUUCUUCACCUGCCCAUGCCCCAUAUCCAUCCAGACCCUCUGUACUUCCCACUGGUCCUACUGAAAUGACUGCUCUAAAUCUGAGCCCUUCUUCUGAGAGUAAGCAUUUCCAUCCCUCGCCAAAGUCACCUUCUUCUCCAAGAUACACCAGGAAUCUACGUGACACAUAUGUAGUUAUUACACUGCCAUCUCAGCCUAGCUCUCCUGUAGAAGGUAUUUCCACUAUGGCUCCUUCUAGCCCUGGCCCAGCAUCCCCUUCACACCAAGCUCAGCCCCAAAGUUAUCACCAAGCACAGCCUCAACAUAAUUCAAAUCCACCGCAACAUCAACAACCAAUCCCUCCUCAAACAACCAGGGUGCCUCUGGCAUAUACUCGAUUCACAGAAUCCAUUGAAAGUCAAGAGAUUUGUGGCCCAGAAAAACAUGUAUCUAGUUCUUGUCACAUAAUUGAGGCUAUAUCUGCCUCAACACAGCCACCUGUGGUUAUGCCUAACCUGAUCUCUCAAGUAGUCACCACCGAAGUCCAAAGGACCACUGUCUCUGUUGUUCAUGAAAGGACAACACCACCAGUACCAGCUCCAAGGGCAAAUGGUGUCCCAAUCUCAAUGGAGAAACUUAAGCCCCAAUUGCCAGCACAAAAUGGACAGGCUGUCCAACCCUUUGAGGUGGUGGAUCUUAGGACCGUUAAGGUUGAUCAAGCUUCAGAUAUGAAUGGUGUGGAUCUAUCUGCUGGCCCAGACUCAAGACGUCAGACUUUUCCAACUGAAAUCAGUCGCCAAAACAGUGCAGUGCAGUCACCUGUAGUCAACCUUAGUGCUGAAUCAUCCACUGUUUCUAUAGUGACUGAUAGUAUCACCAUUGUGACCUGUGCUGCCACAAUCCAGCAAUGUGACAAUGUAGACACCUCUCUAGUAUCUUCAGGUCCUCUCGAGCUAACAAAAGUCAAAGCUUUUGAGCCUGUUUCUCAAAUUAUAUAUCGACCAAUUGAUUAUCAGCGCUCCACUAAUGUUGGUACCGAGAUUCCUAUUAACCUAUCAGUUGGAUCAAGUACAGGUGGAGGAACUUUCCAGACCCCCCCUGUCACUAUUGCACCCACUUAUAUAGCGAGUUGUGCUGCAAAUGGAUUAACUACGGGAACAACCACAGUGGCAGGAGCUGUUGACCUAAGCACAACUAAACCAUUCAACACUAUGGUAUCAAUGGAUGCUGCUUCUGCAGAGAUGGUCACAGCUGUAAUCACAGAUGAUGACGGCAAACCAGUGGAUCUGACUGCAGGAAAAAAAGCAGUAUGCUGUGAUGUCAUGUUCCAAAUCCCAUUUGCAGGAAGCUGCACUUCUCAACAACCUACCACACCUCUACCUGAAGAUCGUUUUGGAUAUCGGGAUGACCAUUACCAGUAUGACAGAUCACCUUACAGCAUGAGAGGUUUUGGUGGAAUUAAACCUUCAAUGUCCGAGACAAACUUAGCAGAAGCUGGUCUGUUCUUUUACAAAAGUAAGAACAGCUAUAAUUUCAGUGGCACAACCGAGGGUGCAGUAGAUCUUACCUCGGCAAAGAUUUCUGAUGCAGGUGAAGCUGUUGACUACUCCAAGAAAGGGGCUUAUGCAGGAAUGACAAUUCCACCAUAUUCCCAGACCAGAGUCACAAGUGCUGUUGGUACACUCUUUGGUACAAGCAGUGUCUUGAGGUCAUCAAAUGGCGUGGUCUAUUCCUCUGUUGCAGCACCAAUCCCAUCAACGUAUGCCAUUACCAACCAACCUGGGUCCAUCUUUAGCACAUCAUACAACUCUCUGUCAGGUAUGCAUACCAGUGACACUAUGCCCUCCCUGUCCAACCUCCAGAACUUGCCACUUACAAGAUCCCACAGUUUCCUGUCGACUAUCUCCAUUACUGCAACGGAAGAACAAGGAGAUGCCCCACUUAAUCUAGAGAUCUCAAGAAGGGGUAGCAUUGCUGGUGUCACCACAUUACCAGCUUCCUUAUCCCUUGACACUUACACUGAUGCAUCGCUAGAAGCAAUAGCGGCUUCACUGGAAGCUCUGUCUUCACCCAUGGUUCCUGGGGAUGGCCAGUAUCAGGCAGAGCGUGAGAGGCUAGAGAUGGAGAAACUGAAUCAACAGCGCCUGGCUGAGGAAUUAGAGUGGGAGCGCCUGGAGAUUCAGCGAUUCCGAGAGCACGAACAGGUCUUGGUGCAGAAGGAACUGGAGGAGCUGCAGUCCAUGAAGCAGCAUAUCCUGAACCAACAAGAAGACGAAAGACAGGCCCACCUUAUGAUGCAGAAAGAAACAUAUGCCCAGCAACAGCAGCAGCUUGAGCAGAUUCAAAGACUCCAAGAGCAACUGCGCAUGCAGCUGGAAGAGCAAAAGCUUCGUCAGAUGUACCCAGGUGGGGACAUGCCCGGUCACGGUGUGCAGGAGGCAGUUGUUUUGGGACCUGAUGGCACAGUGCUGUCUCGAAAGAUCACGGAUAGUGGGUGCCAGACAGAUGACGAGGAUGAGACAGUUAGUAAAGCUUACACUGCAGGUAGAAAAAAGAAGAGUGCUAAAAAGAGUGUUGACAGUUGUGUGCAGACUGAUGAUGAAGAUCAAGACGAAUGGGAGGCUGAGACCAGAAACCGUCAAAGCCGGCCACGCACUGCCAGGGGUGAUAGGGGUGGGCAGUCAGAUAUGUCUUUUAAAGCCCACACUGAGAUUUCUAUACAAACAGAUUCUGAGGGGAACAUUAUAAUGGACACCAGGAUGGAGCUGUCUGACUCUGAAAGGACCUCACCUAAGAAACGACCUACCCCCUUGGAAAUAGGCCAGUCUUCUAACCUCAAAGUUGAUUCCUCCACACUAGCACCUUCUAAAUCUGCCAACGUACUCUAUUCCCCAAUAUCUCCCUGUAUAUCCCCUAGCAAAUCCCUUGAGUUCGUGUCCUAUGAGAAAAAACUGGGUGAUACAAGCCCACAAAACCUAAAGGGGAGUCCAGAUCCAGCAAGUCCCAGGGGACAAAAAGGCAUGCAGAGAUCCAUGUCUGACCCUAAGCCCGUGAGCCCAACAGGAGAAGAAAGGGGAACCUCUGGGGAUAGCUACACUGGGAAAAGCUCAGGUAGCACACCAACAGGCACUCAAAAGAAGGUGAAGAGGACGCUUCCCAAUCCACCGUCAGAGGAUGAGUCAACAACAACUGGUCAGACAGCAUACACCACUGGUUCGGCCCGCCGAAGAAUGUGCCGCAAUUCCAACAUGGCACGUGCCAAGAUACUGCAAGAUAUAGACCGUGAGCUGAAUCUAGUGGAGCGUGAGUCUUCAAAACUCAGGAAAAGACAAGCAGAGCUGGAUGAGGAGGAGAAAGAGAUUGAUGCCAAGCUCAGGUAUUUGGAGAUGGGCAUUAAUCGUAGAAAAGAUGUCCUACUGAUGGAGAGAGAGAAGAGAGAAAGGGCCUACUUACAGAGUGUUGCUGAGGAUAGAGACUACAUGUCAGACAGUGAGGUUAGUAACAUCCGAGAGACAAGAGGUGGGCUUGGAAGUGAAGAUGUUGAGAUUGAAAGUCAUGGUCUUGAACGUCCCAGGACAGCUCCCCAGGCAGAAUUGGAUGAGUUUGUCCCACCUCAAACCAAGCAUGAGUAUGGAAAAUACUCCCAGUACCAAUACAAUCAAACCCAAUACCAGCAGUCUCUCUACCAGACUCCUCAGUCCUACCAAUCUCACUCUCUGUACUCCUCUGUCCCCUCGCUCACCAGCGCCCAGCAGCAGAGUUACCACCAGAUGCUUCUGUUGCAGCAGAAAGCCGCUAGACAAGCAGCCCUCCUCUCAGAGCUGGAUGCAGCUAAAUAUGAAGUCAUUAGCCGCCAACCUGAUCCCACAUCAUCAGCUUUCCUGGGGGUCAAGUAUGACAAAUAUGGCAACCACCUUGACCUCAGAGCGUUGGAUGUGGGAAAUAUGGCACGUAGCCCAAUGUCAGCUGUCUCUGAUUCCUAUUACACCGAUGUAGAUCAUCAUACACCUAGGAGUUACAUGUUGCUAGAAGAUGCUGCAGAACUUGCUAAGGGUUCCACAGGUAUGUCUUCAUCUUACAGUCUGGCGGAGAGGGAGCUGGCCAAAGCAGAGAAGCUUCUGCGUAGGAGUGCUGCAGAUCUGGGAUCUACUGACUAUCUGGGAUCCACCUCUAGACUCCAUACUUAUGGAAAGACCCCUGAUGAAGAGGAUACAAUGGAGGAACCCUAUGAACUGAAACUACUAAAGCAACAGCUCAAGCAAGAGUUUAGGAGAAGUACAGGUGGGACAGAAAACUUGGAACAACUGACAGGGCUGUCACAACACUACUAUACCCCAAGCUCGAGCGUCUCUAGUUACUCCCAAAGAAACUAUCCAAAGACAGACAAGUACAGCAUCAGUCGACUUACUCUAGAGAAGCAAGCAGCUAAACAACUCCCGGCAUCGAUGUUGUACCAAAAACAUAAGACUCCAUUGAUAGAACCUAAGAUCUCCUCCAAGUAUUCCUCUAUUCCAGAUAACAGAGGCUUGGAGACAGACUAUAACUAUCUUGGGUCUACCAGUGCAUCAGCAAGAGCCAGCCGGCUCUCUCAAGAUGAGAUCACCUUUGGCCUUCGUAAGAAUAUUGCAGAGCAACAAAAAUACCUGGGGUCCACCUUGGGUGCCAACUUGGCUGGGUCAUUAAACCUGGGCCAGAGUUUAGGAUUGGACUCUGCAUAUCCCAGUGGUAGUCGCUCAAGACCCUCAUCCAGGCCCACAUCUUGCUAUGGGUUGGACUUGUCUCUCAAAAGAGACCCUUCCAGCUCUUCACUGAGGCUCAAAGGGGACGGGGAAUCAUCUGGAGAUGUACCAAGCUAUCAAACCCCCUCUGGCCGCACCAAACCUACCAGCCUUCCCAUUGUACAGAGUGGCCGUGGCCGAUUACCCAUAGUGGCCCAGAACUCAGAAGAAGAGAGUCCGUUGAGCCCUGUUGGGCAGCCAAUGGGCAUGGCCCGUGCCUCAGCGGGACCUCUGCCACCUAUAUCAGCAGAUUCAAGGGACCAGUUUGGUUCCUGCCUGUCCUUGGAGGACUCCCAGCAGCAGCAACUUAUCAGGGAAGAGCCAACCAGGGGUAGGGGUUAUGUGCUGAUGGAUGACCUUCAAGGCACCAUGUCAGAUAGUGAAGCCCUAAGUGAUUCGCUGAUGGCUUUGAACAGAGACGACGCAACCAAUGCCUACCACCUUAGACGAGAGGAGACCGACUGGUUUGACAAACCUAGAGACGGCCGUUCAGAGAAUGGCCAAGAGAAGAGACAGGGAAAAGGCCCAUACUACCCCUUCCCUCACCUCAGGGUCAAACUGCAGAGGGAUCCCAAAGAUCGCAGUGUCUCAGGAAAUGGUCUGGGUAUCCGUGUGGUUGGAGGGAAAGAGGUCCCUGCAAGUAAUGGAGACAUUGGAGCCUAUGUAGCUAAAGUCUUACCAGGUGGAGCUGCAGAACAAACAGGAAAGAUUCUUGAAGGAAUGCAAGUCCUGGAGUGGAAUGGUGUUCCUCUGACGGGGAAAACCUAUGAAGAGGUUCAAGGGCUCGUCGGGCAGCCGUGCAAUGAAGCAGAAUUGUGUGUCAGACUUGAUCUCAACAUGCUGUCCGAUUCUGACGGUUCUGAUCACCUGGAUUUCCAGGAGCACAGCAAAGGUGACAGACCCCCCAGGUCUCCAGGUGUUGACCCUAAGCAGCUGGCAGCUGAGCUGCAGAAGGUGUCCCAGCAGCAGGCCCCCUCCUCCACCUCUUCCUCCGGCCUGCUCCCCACCACCUCCGCCACCUCCAGCCAGCCAGGGUCUCCCUCCAUCAGCAAGAAACGCCACAGCAGCAAG